GUAUCUGUUUUUUGUUUUUUUUUAAGAUUCUUGUUUUGAGUUUUACAUUUGCCUUCCUAGGACUUGCCCCUUUGUAUGUGUAGCUUAAAUGAUAAGCCGAUGGUUAGACACUGUGUGCUUAAACACUUCAAGCUGGUAAGUUGUCUGUCAUCUGCUCCUGGAUCUCUGUAUUGAUAGAGGAAAGCGUUUAGUGAGGAAUUUUUAACAGUUUCCAAGUGUGCAGUGCUUUUGCUUUCUGCUGGGCUCUUGCGUAUUUCCUCUCUAUAUGUGAUCAUUCAGCCUCAGGAAUGUGUGGCUAGCUAUUUUCCUCUCUGGUCUCCAUUCCAUAUACUCAGCCUUAGCCAAGAAUACGUUUGCCCCAGUUAUGAUGAUGACCUUGGACUAAUAGAGCUGUUGGCUCUCCCUGCUUGCCCACUUCUAAGAUCAUCACUUCCACUGAAACACUGCUGGGCGUGGACAUCACCUACCACUCAAGCUCAAGUGAGCUGCCUUUGACCACAGCAAGGAUGUUUCCAGUCCUAAUGCUCUUCUCCACCCUGGAAGAACCUCUAUGCUGACUGAGUUGUGGUUGAUGGUGGUAAGAGUAGCUCCAGGCCAGAAGGCCACAGGGUCCUAGUAUUCUUACCUAAAGAUUAGCAGUUUUUCAAAUAUAAAUGCUUCUCAAAUUAUUAUAUUCCUUUGGUCAAUUUCUAGAGCACUGAUACGGCUGAUUUGUUGGUUUUGUCUAGCUCUAUAAUUUAUUUUUUGGAAGAAUAUUUGCUGAUCGCACUCAGCCAUAGCUAGGAAUCCUGCUUCUGGUCUUGUAUUAUGUAUAAUUUUUUCUUUACUCUCUUAGGAUGAUGGAAAAUUUACAUGUUGUAUUAAUUGAUUUAUCUCUGUUUUCUUUGGGGUAAAUUUUUGUUUUACACUGGUCUCAAAUGUGGAAGAAAAGAUUUUCUUCAUAUGCCCAGUGGUCCUUAGCUGUGCAUUCUUAUUCGAAAAGAGAAACAUCAAAAAGCUGCCUGCAAACUGUAUUUGGAUGGCACUGAUUUGACUGGUACAGUUUGCUUUAGAGUAAAUAGCUGGGGAACCAUGAGUAUGCUGGAAGUCAGCUAAAGACCAGAAUGAGGCAGACUUCUUUGGGGUACCCAUACUCAUGCUACCUUUCCUAGUUCUCUAGACAGUUAAUUAAUUUCUUUAAACACAAUGCUUCUCCCAUUUACAUUUUUUUUUUCUUACUCACAGUCAGAUAUUUAACUAUGGACAAGAAAAAAACAAAGUACUUGCUUGUAUAAAAAGGUAGGGGAGGGAGAUUCAAUGUUUCUUGGACAGACCUUCAACUGAUUGCAUAUUUUAGCUUCCCUUCUUACUCCACACUUUUGCCAGAGGUAUCAGGUCAUUCCUUUAAUUGCAGUGCUCUCUGCACACAUUCUGGAGUUUGGCUUUUCCUACUUUGUUUCUUCAGUGAAUGCUCUUUCCUCUGUCUUACCUUGUACAGAUUUGUAGUGAUGCUCUCUCAAUCUCUUCAUUGGUAUGGGUUGGAUGAAUAAAUGAAAAGUCGUAGGAUAUAUUGGAGUAUAUAAGGAAGCCAUUUGGCUUAAAGCUAAUUCAGCCUGAUCUUGUUUUUCCAGAAAGUCAUGACAUGGCCUGUUGAGCAUGCAUUGUCCAUGUGCUUUAAGCAUUUACGAUGUUCCAAAGCCAAGAAUGAUGCCCUUAAAGAUAGAGAUGUUACCUCCCCCAUAUCAGCAUUUCUUUAAGGAUAAGCAUUUCUUCCCAGAGACUGAGGAUUAAUUACUAACCUGCUUUAACUCAUCUCGCGACCACUGACUGAUGAUCACCGACUUCUGUGCUCACCUUGUGACCACUGACCUGCUCGUGACAGUAAUUGGCUGAAAGCUAUCAAGAAAGGCAAUUCGCCCUAGAGCAGGCUGACACUGUCAUCAACAAAGCAAUUUCAGUUGUUUAUGGGUUUUCCAAGAAAUCUUGUGAUUCAGCUAUGGAGUAUAGGUGCAUUUUGUAUAUUUUGGAAAUAACUCUGCUGAAGAUACUAAAGAAAAGGCAGCUCUCUACUGACAACUCAGAAGGAAAUAAUUUUCCACCUACUUAGAAUUAGAAGACCAGCUCAUUCUUAGAGUCUUCUGAAACAAAAUUAGAAUGGAUUGGGGAGAUGAAUAUUCUCAUAAUUCAUUUGACCUACAUUGUUUGUUAAAUUCAUUUCCUGGAGACUUGGAGUUUAAACAGAUCUUCAGUGACAUUGAUGAAAAGAUAGAACAAAAUGCUGCAAGCAUAGAACAUUGCAUUAAAGAAAUACAGUCCGAAGUUAACAAACAAUGCCCAGAUGUGCAGCUGCAAACAACAAGUGACUGUUUUGAAUGGCUAAAUGACUAUAAUUAUAAUUCAUUCAGGUCACCUUCCAUUUCCCAUGGAGAUUUGAUGAAAUUCCUCAAAACAUUGCAAGAUUUGUUGAAGAAUGAACAAAAUCAAGAAGAAAUGAUACUGGAUUUACUUUGGGACCUCUCCUGCCAGAGCAGCGUUUCAUUCCCAUCUACUCUAAGUGGAACAUCUUUCCAUUUCCUCUCUAGGACUUCUCUUCAUUCUGUUGAAGAUCAUUCCUCUAUGGAUGUAAAGUAUAUAUGGGAUGAUAUAAGACUACAUCUUCGACGCUUCUUAGUGAGCAAAUUACAAAGCCAUAAUGAAAUAAACAAUUCACAGCAAAAAGUUUUGUUGAAAAAUCAGUGCAUACAACAACUCUUGUUUCUUUAUCCAGAAUUGGAAGUUAUAAUCAAGUACCAAAACAUACAGAAUAAACUGUUGGCUAAACUUCUACAGAACUGCUUUCCUUCUUACGGCAGAGAAUCAAAUUUAGACAUAAUGCUUCGUGGAUACCAAAGUACAAUGCUUAAGUUAUACUCAAUGAUAAAAGAGGAUUUUAACACACUGUGUGAAAUUUUAGCUCCAUCCUCAACAGUGAAAUUCAUUAAAGAAACUUACCUGGAUACUAUUACAGAAGAAAUGGCAAAAUUUCUUGCAAAUUUUUGUGAGCUGCAGUUCAAAGAAAGUGCUGUCCGUGUGAUUAAAACAAGCAAGAGCUCCAGCAGGCAUAGAGGAGCAGUGCAUGCUUUGGUUACUCCUGAAUGCACAAAGAAAGGAAGAAACUUUUUCCUCUCUUUAGAUGAACUCAAAUUCUUAUCACAGCUCAUAAAAUCAUUUUUGAAGCUGGAAAAAAAUGUUCAAGAAUUGUUUGAAGAAAUGUUUUCAUUGCCCAAGAUACCCAGGAAUACUUCAGGGAUUUUGGAGACAUCCAGUAGAGAAGUUGUAAUAGAGAAACCCAGAGCAAAUGAAACCAACAUUCCUUUAGAGCAAUUACUACCAGUAAAAGAGACUACUUUACUAGAUUUUGGCUGGAGAAGUGCAUUUAAAGAAGUGUCUCUUUCCAUGGCACAUUGUAUAACAGCAGCAAUUGAAGAUUUUUCCACAAAAAUUCUCCAACAAGAACAGAAUGAAAGGUCUUCAGCUGUGAGCUAUACUAUGAACCUUGUAAAUGUCCAGCAAGUUUGGCAAGACAGCUGUGUGAUUCCUGAGGAUGACCAACCAAAGAAAAUUGCAAAAUUUUGUUCUGACAUCAUGGAAAAACUUGACACAAUGCUUCCACUGGCUCUGGCAUGCAGAGAUGAUUCUUUCCAGGAAAUUAGAGCAAACUUUGUGGAGGCCUGUUGUAAAGUGGCAACAGCUGUCCUGGCGAGACUGCAAGAGAGAGGCAAGGAGUUUCCUUCCAAAGCACCCCUGAAAAAUUCGUACACACUGCUCUCCACAGCUGUGUAUGUCUUCCAGCAUUUUAUGCAAUACGAUCAUUUGAUGAAAGAAACUACUAAGAAACCCAUAUUCCUGGUGCCUGUCCAACGAUAUCAGGAAUUCAUCAACACUCUACAGUUUCAGGUUACGGACUACUGCGUCAGAGUUUGUGCUACAAGCAUUUUACAGGAUGCUGAGAGCCACCACUGGGAUGACUACAAAGCUUUUUAUGAGGGAGAAAGAUGCUCCUUCUCGCUCCAGAUGUGGCAUUAUUUCUUGUGGGCUCUUCGUCACGAUCUCUGGACCAUUCUGCCUUCUAAGUUAGCCCAGGAGAUUCUAGCAGAAGUGCUGGAGAAAUCUUUGGGUCUUCUGGCCUCCAGAUAUGCUCGGGCCCAUCCCAGUUAUAAGAGAACUCCACAGAUAAGACUUGAUGUCACAACUAUUUUAAUAUGCACUGAGAACAUGUUAUGGUCAGUUUGCACAUCUGUACAGAAGCUUUUGAAUCCUCAUGAGUAUAUAGAUAAUAAAAUUUUUAGAAUUCAUACCCAUUGUAAUAAUCUGUUUACAACAUUAGUUAUUUUGACUUCACCAUUAACUGAAUUAUACCAGACUUUUCAGCAUGGCAUGGAUGAUUCUGCUUCAGAUUCCUUAAAACCAUUUUUCAAGCAACCAUUACAUUGGUUUUCUUGCAUAUCACAUUUCUACCCUUCUUUACUCAGGACUCCAUCAGAUGGACAACUGACAGCCGAGGGUCAACUGAAACUGCUCUUAUCCCAGCCAGGUUGUAAUUGGAACCUGCUUCUGGAAAGCCUACUGCAUCAUGAUGGUCUUUUACUGAGAAUCUUGCUGAAGAGCUCAAAUUGCACCUUGCAAGAACAAGGUUCUGAUACAGAAAAUAAUCUGAACCAAGGAUCCAGCUUGAUGGAAGCCAUCUUUAAAGUACUGUACCAUUGCAAUUUUUCUCCACAAACAUUUGGAAAUGUUUUUGUGAGCUACAUGGAAGAAGAACAAUUAUGGGACUUUUUAUAUAACGUUCCAGUUUCAACGUACAAGGAGUCUGAGCUAGAGGUCAUCCGAUGUUUGAGAAUGGCACUGACUGACGCUGUCAAGAACAUUGUCCAGCAGAUAAUAUCUGUGUUGAGUUCUGGGAGAAACUGGGAGACAAACCUAAACAAGCACAGUGUUCCUGAACAUUUGCGUGAAAGCAUUCCAAAAGAGUGGAAUUAUAUUCCAAGCGAAACCAAAAGGAAAGAGUCAAGCAAAGGCUGCGCAGGCCUUGCUGCUCAGGCAGUAUCUAUUGUAAUCAGCAAGUUACCUACGGUGAUUGCAUGUUUGCCUCCCCCAAUUAAAUACUUCUUUUUUCUGUCUGAGAGAAAAAUGUCAAAAAACUUUGUUGAAUUGAAGAAAGCUGGCCUACUUGUCUGGAACUUGAUUGUAAUUAUAUGUCGGAUAUUUGAGGAUGAAAACACUGUGGAACUUUUAACAGGUGCCUCCCUUGACAGAUGGAGUAAAGAGAAACUCAGUUUCAUCUGUGUCUGUUUGGAAAGCAUCAUGGGAGAGCAGACAAGUAGCCCUGAUCAUAUGACCCAACAGGUCAGACAGAGCAUUGAGCAGCAGAAACCCAACUGGAUUGAAUGCCAGUUGUUGAAAGCAAAAGAAUUGAGCACCGAAUGUGCAUUUAUGACAAUAGAGAAAAGCACAGCCUUAGAAGAAGGAGAUAUUGCUCUUGAACUGACUGAGCAGAAAAUAAACAUGAUGGUCCUGGAUAUCUGCCACAAACCAGGUGGCAGCGAGUACCUGAGGCAAAUUUAUCACAUCAUGCAGCUCAAUGAGGAAUAUUUAAAAGAACAGCUGUUUUCUAUGAAUGGUUCAGAGGAAAAGCCAUUACCCAUCCGACCUUUAAAGACGACCUUGAGGAGUGUGGAAGAUCAGCCUUUUGCCUUUAACCCUUUCCAUGUGUACAAGGCGUUUAGUGAAAACAUGCUAGAUCAGUCAGCCAUCACAAAAUGGAACUGGAAUUGGUCAAACUUGCUGCCAAAUUAUCUGGGACUGGAUAAGAUGACCUUCAGUGUACUGCUCAAAAACAGGUGGGAAAUGAGGAAGGAUGAAAGACUAGAAGAGGAAGAAAAAGCAAUGCUGGAACAUUUAAAACGAAUUUGUACCAUCCAGAACUCUUCUGCCUCAGAGAAUGCUGAGGAACAGUAAUCUGCAGAAAACAGCAACAGCUUUAUUUUAGGAAAUAAUCACAUGUAAUGAAGUAGGAUUUUUACUAUAGUCAGAAUGAACCUCAGAUGUGCUGUGAGGCAUGAAACCAAUGACUGAGUAAUCUCUGAACUGAAAAGGAAUACAGCACAUAAAGAAUAAAAUGCUACAUAUUUUUUAUUUUAAAAAUAAUUUCAAAUGUUUUUCUUUCCUCAGUAUUUCUCUUUAUAUGGUAUAACUGCUGCCAUCUCGUGUUCCCUUUGAAUUAUUUUUUUUUUCUUCUUUCAGUCUUGAAGUAUCUAUGACAACAGGCAAAAUGUUUGGAAAUCUUUUCCCUAAGGAUUUUUAAAUACAACAUUUGGAUGUUAAGUUGAAUGGAGUCACAUAGACUCCUGAGGGUCAUCUGAAAAUUUCGAUGUCAUUUUGCAGGUGCAGCCUAAGUCCAGGUCUUAAUUGCUUUUAAUAUCCACCAUUGUAUCAGCUUCCUUUCCCGUAGCCUCUUUGUCAUCCCGUGUGUCUUAAUCAUAGCCACAAAAUGCACUCUCCUGAAGUAUAAGUUUAAUCAUCUCUCUGCCGAUAGUGGUUUUUCAAACAUCAGAUUCAAAUUUCCAAUCAUAUGCUUUCAGAACCUAUACCCAACGGCUCCAUGUUCAGGCAACUGCCCAUCAUCCUCUUGGCUCAAGCCACAUGCCUCCAUUUUUCCCGACCAGAAACCAUCUGUCUCCCAUAAUUAUGUUCAAAACUCUCUCCAGCAAUCUCUAUGCCACAGUUUCUGCCACUUCUCUUAUUUCCAUUACAUUGACACACACAGACAUUAAGGAGAUGGAACGUGUUCUAGGGCCCUCUAUGCCAAGGAAAGUUAUACUUAUUAUAUCCUUCCUAUCAAAUACCUGAUAACAGAUUAUAAAGACCUUGGAGGCCUUACAAUAUAAUAUCAAGUCUCCCUUUAUAGCAUUGGUCUCCCCAAAUACCUACUGUAGUUAUUCAUCUAGUGGGCAGUUAAUAAACACAGUUGUUUGAAUGGCUGUCAUUGAAAGAAGACAACAAAUACAAUUAGAAUGUUGAGCCAUCUACAGGACAUCUGGGAGAAGCCUUGUAUCAUGAACUGUUUUAGACCAUAUGACAUCACACAUCAUGGUUUCUGAUGUUCUCAGAUUGUCCAUGUUCCUACAUUCUGUGAUUUUUAUAAAAUAUGUGUAGGCUACAUGAUUUCCAAAGGAAAGUAUUCAUGCAGUUUUCAAAGAGUAAAAGCUUGGAGAGGAGAGGCCACCUUAGAAAAUCUCUUGCAUUAUUUCUUUACAUAAAAACACAAAAAUGUCCAGGUAGCCAGCUGACUGCCAAAUAACACAUUUUAUUUUUAAAGAAUGUACUUUAGUUAGCCAGUAUAAUGAUGAACCAAGUGUUUUAAGACUUGGUUGGAAUAAUUUCUAAAAAUUCUAUGCAAACCAUUUAAAAAACUGUAAGAAAUUUUUAUGAGAAUUGGACUUUCCAUCUAAUCUUACCAAUAAAGUUACUCAACAAUCAAUAUAAGGCAACAACUGACUUUAUUCCUUCAGCUUAGAGAUGGUCUAUGUACUAAAUCUGCAUAAAUAUGUUGUAUUAGAGUAGAUACUAAAAUAGAAAGUCAAAAAUAAAGUGAUCCAAUAAACUAAAUAAAAUAAUCUUAUAAAGUUAUAGGAUUUCACAUUUGGGUUCUUUGUCUUCUAAUAUAUCUAAAGAUCAUCUUUUAACACAAUUUUUUAUUGAAUCUGUACAUUUCUAUACUAAUCCUGGGAAGUGAUUUAAUUCCUCUAGAAAAAAUUGUCUAUGGCUCCCUUUUGAAAGGAAAGAAAUACAGUUAGGGGAGAAUGGAAUGAGUUGGAGGGAGAAAAAAGUAGAAAAGAGAGAAGAGCUUGCAGAAUUUUCUUCUACACUUGCUCAGUGAAAUUACUAUAGCCAUAAGUACAAUAAAAUUUAUAAUUGGGAAUGUUAGAUGAUGAGUCAUUGAUUUAUCAGAUCAUUUUGACUUUACACUAGAUAUGCUUUUAAAGUAUGAUAAGUGGCAUUUCAAAACACUUAUUCUUUCUCACAUUUAUUUUGCAUUUGUAUAAGUCAACAACAGGAAUGAAGCCUAAUACUUUAUAACUCCCCAUAUCCUUACUAUAAAAAUAUUAUCUUUGUAUAAAAUAUUAUCUUCCUUCUGCAUUACAUUUAACUGUAUUUUUAUUUAAUUAUAAAGAGGUAUCUAUUUUAUUAU
Messenger RNA from Diceros bicornis minor, 8209 nucleotides. Its product is annotated as KIAA0825 ortholog. NCBI's taxonomy places the organism in Eukaryota, Metazoa, Chordata, Mammalia, Perissodactyla, Rhinocerotidae. The coding region runs from base 2134 to 5976 and encodes 1280 amino acids. The record is from RefSeq and is a predicted model, not a curated record. The transcript is spliced from 22 exons.